Molecule: messenger RNA, 1108 nt
Organism: Pogona vitticeps (central bearded dragon)
Lineage: Eukaryota; Metazoa; Chordata; Lepidosauria; Squamata; Agamidae
Gene: EEF1E1
Product: eukaryotic translation elongation factor 1 epsilon 1
Biological process (GO): positive regulation of DNA damage response, signal transduction by p53 class mediator
Cellular component (GO): nucleus; aminoacyl-tRNA synthetase multienzyme complex; cytoplasm
Source: RefSeq, a predicted model, not a curated record
GUUAGCUAAGGCGAGAGAGGAAACGUGUCCUUCCCUUUUCUCCCCCCCCCCUCUUUCUUUCUCCUUCCUGGCGCCGAAGAUGGCGGCCGCCGCCGCUAGUAAAGUAGGGCCCGCUUUGGGCCUUGAGGAGCUGAGUUUGUUGGAGAAAUCUCUGGGCCUGGAGAAGGGGAACAAAUACAGCGGCCAUGGAGAGCGGAAGAUUCCUGUCUUACAAGCAAACAACGGUCCCAGUCUGACAGGAUUGACCACUAUAGCCAUCCAUCUUGUUAAACAAGCAAAGAAAGAACAGCUGCUUGGUAGUACUGUAGAAGAGAAAGCAAUAGUUCAGCAAUGGUUAGAAUACAGAGUAACACAAGUAGAUACACAAUCCAGUAAAGAAGAUAUUCGAAUAAUCCUGAAGGACCUUAAUUCAUACCUUGAAGACAAAGUCUACUUCACAGGAAACAGUUUUACUUUAGCAGAUAUUUUAUUGUACUAUGGACUGCAUCACAUCAUUGCUGAACUGACAGUGCAGGAGAAGGAGAAAUACCUUAAUGUGUCUCGUUGGUUUAAUCAUAUUCAGCACUACCCAGGUAUCCGACAACAUCUGUCUACCAUAGUCUUCAUCAAGAACAGACUGUAUAAUACACAUUAAGUCUUGUAUUUAGAACUCCUGAGAAACAAAGAAACAUGUUUUGGAGCCACUAAUGCAUGGCAAGCAUUGGUCUCUGUCAUUUCCAUAUGUGAAGCUGAACAAUUGGUGCCUAAAGUCAUAACAUUGCAUUGCGUAGCUGUUUAGAGUAUGCACUUCAUUAAAACAAUUGUUUGGCAAAUUCAGCAAAUGAAAUGUGAAUCAGGCUUCUUAAAGUAGAACAUUAAUUUUAAUCAUACAGACAUAUAAAGGAGGUUAGCUUCUGUUGUAUGGAAACAUAGAGCUUUACUGCAAUAUGUCAGUUGUGCUAUUUAUCUGAAUUGUAUUAUGCAUAGUACUCCCUUGUAUUUUCUCCUAUGAAUGUGUACUCUAGUUUUGUAAGUUACUAUGAAAUUCUAUUGUGCCAAGGAUCUUGAAAGAGAGAAGCCAAAUGUAUUGGAAGAAAUAUUUAUGUGAUAAAUUAUUUUAAAAGUUUUA